Molecule: messenger RNA, 1995 nt
Organism: Saccoglossus kowalevskii
Lineage: Eukaryota; Metazoa; Hemichordata; Enteropneusta; Harrimaniidae
Source: RefSeq, a predicted model, not a curated record
AUGGGUUGCGGAACAUCAAAACAAAUCACAGUUGUCGAGAACAGAAAAACUCGUGUAAAUCAAGAAUGUGGCGGGGCCAGCAAGAUCAAAAAGCAUUUUCGCAUGGAAGAUACCUUCUGGGAAAAGAAGAAAAUACUCAUCCCUGACUAUGAGAGAAUGAAGUUCUUGGACCAACACGCUCUCGAUACGCCAAAAGAACUCAGUAAGAACGCAGACCAGUUGGUUAAACAUCUUUUAAAAGUCACUAAAAAUACUAUAGAAAAGUAUCGAGUAAUAUUCAGAUGGGAAGCCGAACACGUAGACUUUAACGACGGUAAUGAAAUUGACACUACAGUGAGUUCUAUUUUGGAAACUGAUAAAUCUUCGCUUGGCGGUUAUGCCACUCUUUACAAGUAUCUGUGCGAGUUAGCUGGCUUGGAAUGUGAAAUAAUUCAGUGUCCUGCAAAAUAUGGAAAUUAUUUACCUGGUGACGACAUUUCUCUGGAAAAUGCUACUCCAAAUUCGAAUAAGAUUCAAAUUAAGAAACAAUGGUACCUAUGUGAUUGGACCUGGAUAACCAAGGCGUGUGAUAAUAGCGAACAUUCAGAUGACGUCAAAAAGUUAUGGAACGAAUCCAGCUUCAUCUGUGAUCCGCAACACUUUAUUUGCAGCCAUUUUUAUGAUCAGGAAAACGAAGACAGAGCAGUGUCUCAAUCGGAAAUACAAGAAUUUGAGAAAUGGAAGGAUGAUGCUCAAAAAACUUUUGGAUAUUUCACAUACGGAAUAAAUACAGUCAGUCACCACGAAGGUGUAAUACAAACACCGAACAACAAGGUACUGCUACGCAUUCGAGCAACCUAUGACUUGGAUUAUGGAGCACGUUUUGUAACCAUUGAUGAAGAAGAGACUUCACAAACAAUGCUUCGAUGUGGAGAAGACUACAGCAACAACGUGAUGACAUUUGAGGAUCAAGAUGAUGUAUGUUUCGAUGUUCGAUUGCCAUGUGCUGGAUCGUAUUCCUUGACAUUGGUAGGAAAACUGCCAGAUGCACAACAGUGUGUGCAAGGAAUGUCCUCUGACUUACUAUGCUAUACCAUAAAAGGCACUGGUAAUGAAACUCAUCAUAGUUUCCCGGGAGAACGAUUCGGAUGGUGUUGGGGUGUGAAUAGAAGAUUUCUGGAUAAAGGAUUCAGUAUGAUUAAUGCACCAUUAAUUCCAAUCUUGAAGGCGGACAGCAGUACAGUUAUCUUAAAUGUAAAACUGCCAAAUCGCGAAUCAUCGUUAAUGUGUGCUCUUGAGUACACAUCGGGAACAGUAGAUGAGAAACUGUUACGUUGCGUUAGUGGUGAGAAAAAUCAAGACAGAGCUAUGCUACAUAUAUUGAUUCCUUAUAAGGGAGAAUACCAUUUAAAAAUCAUGGCCCAAAUUGGCGAUGAUGGAGUUUCAUACAUUGACGCCGCCCACUAUCUUAUUCAAAGCCAACAGGCAGAGGAUGUAGAUGAAUUCCCAGAAAACAAGAGAUUGUGGGGUCCCAGUCGUGGUUUUUAUGAAAUUGGAUUGGAAACUGAUGGUCCAUCAAGAAUUGUUUCCCAAAAUGGCACAUGUAAUUUAAGAAUAUCAAAACCAAGUGAUAUAGACCUUUUGCAUUCAAUUGAACACAAUGGAUCCAAAUGUUUGCCAUCUGUUUUUGCCGAUGGAAUUCACACUGGAUUGGAAAUGACGUACAGAUUCAGACUGCCUAGUGUAGGUUAUUAUUGGUUCAAGCUGUUUGGGAAACGUCAUGAACCAAAUAAACCGAAGCAAAUAGGAGAAUGGUUGAUAGAGAACACAUCAGCUUGGAAGGACGAUUUGUUUCCCGAUAACAAUUGCACGUAUGGACCAAAUGAUGAUUUUCAUAAAAUAGGACUCCGGUCAGACCUCAUCUCAUAUCACUGCAGAGAAUGGUACGUGCCAAUUGGUUUUGCUGAAGAACGUCGAUACGGAUUUGUCGCAUACAAUCGAAAUAGGUGGAAAUAA